Glarea lozoyensis ATCC 20868 is the source of this 2481-nucleotide messenger RNA. RefSeq names its product Elongation factor TFIIS 2. The coding region runs from base 1 to 2481 and encodes 826 amino acids. Gene Ontology annotation, molecular function: RNA polymerase II transcription regulatory region sequence-specific DNA binding. The record is from RefSeq and is a predicted model, not a curated record. Gene Ontology annotation, cellular component: nucleus. The transcript has 3 exons. NCBI's taxonomy places the organism in Eukaryota, Fungi, Ascomycota, Leotiomycetes, Helotiales, Helotiaceae. Gene Ontology annotation, biological process: DNA-templated transcription; regulation of mRNA 3'-end processing; transcription elongation by RNA polymerase I.
AUGGCUGAUGAACCUCGACGGUCAGUCCGCGCGACAAAAGGGCAACAUACGAAAAGUCUAGAUCUGCUAGACGAGCCAAUUGCGCCGAAGAAGAAAGCCACCAAGAAGACCGCGAAGAAAACAGAAGAGCCGGAGGACGAAGAACCAGAGAUCAUUCGAUGUGUUUGCGGCGUCACGGAGACAACCGACGACGAUGAUGAGCCAUGGAUUGCGUGUGAUGUUUGCAAUGAAUGGCAACAUAAUAUUUGCGUUGGAGUAAGUCGAUUUGAAGAGGACGCCCCAGAACAUUAUCGUUGUGAAAAACACAAUCCAACAUUUCCACCUCACAAAGAGCUACUUGACGGUCUUAAGAAGGGUAAAAAGAUCUGGUUAGAAAGGCGUGCAAAGGUGAAUCAGGAGAUUGCAGAGGAAAAGAAGUCGAAAAAGAAGGGUGGGAAGAAAGGGAAAUCUACCAAAAGAGCAAGUGAGGCAUCCGAGCUCAAUCUACCAACAAAUGGGAAAGCGAAGUCGCCAUCAGCAUCCGUUCCUCCACCCGCUGAAGAGAAGAAACCGGUCGCAAGAUCUGCCAGUACCAAGAGAAAGGCGAGGGAUGAAUCUCAAGACAAGGAGUCUAUCAAGGAACCUCAAGCAAAGGUUCGGAAAACGUCGCCCACACCAGCUACUCAACCACAGAAGUCACCGCCUUCAGACCUUCCUGUCAAAAUCAUGGAUCUCGAGUCGAUGAGAGCAGGGGUCGCGAAAAAGAUCAAGGAGAGAUUAGUUCCUUGUAUCAAGCUUGCCAUCAAAAACGGAGUUUACACAUUAUACAUGGGUGACACAAUCGAUUCUAAAGCUGAGAGGCUGGCUAUCCAAAUAGAAGACGCAAUCACAGCAGCAUAUCCAGACAAAGAACCUUAUCGAACGCGUUUUACGGCCAUUAUUUCCAACCUCAAGCAGAACCAAGAGCUUUGCAACGGUCUUCUCACUCGUAGUUUAGUACCAAAAACACUAGCUACGAUGAGCACCGAUGACAUGGCCAGCAAAGAGCUGAAAAGAGAAACGGCCAAGAUGAAAGCAGCUCUAGAUAAGCAGUCUAUAAUGAUUCAAGAUGACAAUACACCUAGAGUACGAAGAACACAUAAGGGUGAUGAGGUCGUUGAAGGUGAUGAUUUCGUGGAUCAUGAGGCUACAACGGCUACUGCAACCAGUCGAAGUAUGCGGGAUCCAAAUGCGGAUAUGACAACUCCACCAUUAGGAAACACAGAGGGCGACGAAGUCGAGCUCCCAGCAGAUAUCGAUGACUAUCACUCCCGGGAUGACAUUCGCUCGGCUUUACCAAGGCAGCCGUUGACGGUAGACACAAAGCCUAACCAACCUCCCAUGAGGAAAGCCUCGUCGCAAGCUGAUUUUGAUAUUAACAAGGUAUAUGCUAGUGUUCAGUCACCCGUCAAUGCGCAACACCAUAAUCGAAGGCAAUCUACCAAUAUAGCUCCGCCUGCAAAUGGACCUGGCGAGGACCCUGACAUCGACAGAAUGCUUGAUGAUGUAUCUCCACCAUAUUCACCCGCUGCAGAUUUUUCAGACCCGGAGAUUGUCUGGCGAGGCAACGUCGUCAUGGAGUCUGUGGCCAAAUUUCCAGCCUUCGCAAAGCUUGUUGCGGGUGUAGAUGUAAGCAGGAAACAACCUUGGACGGAAAUCAUUUCAAAAGACCUUAAGGUCGCCGGCCGUAUUAUGCAAGAUAAGGCGAACGAAUAUCUAUGCAGUCUCAGAUAUAGUCAGCCCACGGACGUCGUUGUGCUUGCAAUCACUGCAACUGAUGGUCCAGACACCGACGGCUUCAAAGCUUUGUUUGACUACUUUCACAGCAGGGAGCGAUACGGCGUUCUGGCAGAUAAAGGUACUGGCAACGUCAGAGAUAUAUACCUUAUCCCAAUGUUGCCAAGUCCAAGCCCUAUUCCUGAAUUUAUCUAUAAUUUAGAAGAACACAGGGUUCCGGAGAACAGAACCGAAAAAACUCUGCUAGUAACACUUGUCAUUCGUAACAAUGACUGGAACCCAGAAACAGCUCAGACUCCUAGCAAUGGGCCAGAAGCACAAAGUCCUUCAGUCGUCAGUCAAGCUGGUCAUGCGCAGCGAGCAAUGUCUAUAAGCGGCGCCCCACCAGCCAUGUCACCAAUUCAACCACAGUCCAGCACUUUCGCGACACCACAACCGCCCCAGAACAACGAGUCUACAUCAGCUGCAGAUCAAGCGAAGAGAGAUGAACAAAAGAGGCUGCAGGAACAAAACGAACCAAUCGCUCGCUCGAUCCUCGGUACAUUCGCUGGAGCCCCGACCGUAGCAUUCUUAAUGCCAAUGGCACAUAUGAUGCGGCCUGUCGAAUGGGAGAUUAUUCGAGACAUUCUAGGAACGGAUGAGAAAGCUCGGAUUGAUCUGAAGCAUUUGAGUAAUGUUUUGGAAAUCAGGAUGAAAGCUCAUGACGAGAAUCCGCCGGCUGCUUGA